UCUGGGCCGGGGUUGCACUCAGUGGUGCUGACGGUGGAAGAGGUGGGGCUGGAGCUGAAGCCGGAUCUGGAUCCGGAUCCGGUGCUGUGUACUCCGGCGGUGGAGUCCGACGAGCCUGGAGAGGAGCUCAGACUGGGGGCCUCCUUCGGUCUUACUGAAAAGAUGAAACCUGAUGAAACACCUAUGUUUGACCCAAGUCUACUCAAAGAAGUGGACUGGAGUCAGAAUACAGCUACGUUUUCUCCAGCUAUUUCCCCAACACAUCCUGGAGAAGGCCUGGUUUUGAGACCUCUUUGUACUGCUGACUUAAAUAGAGGUUUUUUUAAGGUAUUGGGUCAGCUGACAGAGACUGGAGUUGUCAGCCCUGAACAAUUUAUGAAAUCUUUUGAGCAUAUGAAGAAAUCUGGAGAUUAUUAUGUUACAGUUGUGGAAGAUGUGACCCUAGGACAGAUCGUUGCCACAGCCACUCUGAUAAUAGAACAUAAAUUCAUCCACUCCUGUGCUAAGAGAGGAAGAGUAGAAGACGUUGUCGUUAGUGAUGAAUGCAGAGGAAAGCAGCUCGGCAAAUUGUUAUUAUCAACUCUUACCUUGCUGAGCAAGAAACUGAACUGUUACAAGAUUACCCUUGAAUGUCUACCACAGAAUGUCGGUUUUUAUAAGAAGUUUGGGUAUACAGUAUCUGAAGAGAACUACAUGUGUCGGAGGUUUCUGAAGUAAAAAUCUUUAAAGAAAGACAGCUAUCAAAGGAGCUAAUGCUGCAAGCUUAUUCCCUUCCUAGAAUUAAAAUAUUUUGUUGUGGCAACCCAGAGAGACCUCCAUAAAUACUGGACUGGCAAAAACACUGUAAUACUGAAAGUAUAAUGACAUUUAGAAGAUUAUUUUGGGCUGGUGGGACAUGCUGUGAAUAGAUUACAGAUGAAUUAUUACAAAGGGGAUGAUGAUUUUUAACCAAAGGAAUAUAUUUUUAACUUGAAUCUUUUCUUGCAUUGUAUUUUUCUAAAGUUUGGCUUCAUUUCUUGGUAGUCAAGAGUACGGGUAGUAAGGAGUUAUGGCCGCUAUCCAUACUGCUCAUUUUUUAAAAAGUACACAUUGAAUAAGGCUGUAUCUUAUAAAGUUAAAUACUUUUGUUUCAGAGAAACACACAUGGAUAUACUUACAGGUGGAUGAUUUCCAACACAUUACAUGAAGUUGGAUAAAUUAGUUAUAACUCUGUAUAGUGCAGUCCAACAUUUGUAGACCCUAAUUCUGGUAAACAACCUGGUCAGUCUUUUAAAGAAGUAGAAUAAACAAAAUUACCUUGUAAACUGUGACAUGAUUCAAAUAAUUGAAACAUUUAAAUAAGUUUAUAUAGUUCUAUGUAGAUAAAGUAGCACCUAUCUUAUCUCUGAAACACAAUAAUUAUUCAUUAAAAAUACCUAAGAGUAAAUAUAAGGGGACAUUGGAGUUAUUAAUUAGCAAAUCUGAACAUUUGUAUUCUACCCCGGUUACACUUUUCAUAGGUUUCUGAAAGUCUCUCUUCUGAAUAACAUUUUUAUGGAAAAUGGAGUAUUACAAAAUCAAGUGGAAUACUUUAAAAAAAUGUAUUGUAUUGCAUUUUUGACAUUCUUAAAAUAUUGAUGGAAACUUUUCUAUUUAAUGUGAUCAUAAUGGUACUAUUCUGGUCACUAUCCUGUUUCGACUUUAUUUAAUUAUUUUUUACAGCUGAAAUUAAGAAUUCAAUAUUUAUUAAUGGUUCUAAUCUUUUGCAUUCCAUGUUACAUUAAACCUGUUCAUAAAGGUGAA
This is a messenger RNA of Tupaia belangeri chinensis (Chinese tree shrew), 1782 nucleotides long. It is a transcript of the gene GNPNAT1, whose product is annotated as glucosamine-phosphate N-acetyltransferase 1. Bases 163 to 717 code for a protein of 184 amino acids. Gene Ontology annotation, molecular function: glucosamine 6-phosphate N-acetyltransferase activity. The record is from RefSeq and is a predicted model, not a curated record. The transcript is spliced from 6 exons. Lineage: Eukaryota; Metazoa; Chordata; Mammalia; Scandentia; Tupaiidae.